AUGACCCCAAACAAACAUCCAUUCUUAUCCUCGGCCGCUAUUGCCGAGGAACCGCCGACAAGGUUUAUAGCGAGCAAGACAGACCUCCCCCACAACUCCGAUCAAGAACCCCUCGAACAACAUCAAAAUGAUUUCGAGAGCCAAAAUACCGAAGGCCCAGCUUUGGAGAGAAGAGUCCGCUGGAAAGCAGACGUCCGCUUGUGUAGCAUUGCAAGCCUUCUGUGUAGCCUGAAUCUCCUGGAUUCCGGCAUCCUCUCCUCGGCAGCGGUAACCACCAUGUUAAGUGAUCUCCAACUAGACCAGGGCUCCCGGUACUCUGUGUCGAUUUUCAUCUUCACCAUCGCCAGUGUCGUAUUCCAGCUACCAUGUACAGUAGCCGUGCGCUUCGUCGGCCCUCGGCUCUGGUUUGCGACUAUCACAUUUGCGUUCGGACUAUUGACACUGUGUACCGCUUUCAUUCAUACCUGGCGCGAGAUGAUCGCCUUGCGUGUGUUGCUGGGUAUCGCAAUGUCGGGAAUCUACCCUGGACUCACAUAUCUCAUUAGCACAUGGUAUCCUCGGCGCGAGCAGCAGCUCCGAUUCGCUUUCUUGCAGUCUGGAGAGGUCCUGGGGAUGGCGACGGGGAAUAUUGUGAAUUUCGGACUUAACCACCUGGAUGGCAGGGCUGGUUUAGCAGGCUGGCGCUGGAUGUACCUGGUUCAGGGGCUGAUUGCCUGUGUGCUGGGGAUAGCUACGUAUUGGUGGAUGGUGGAUUUCCCGGAGAAUUCUGCUCGGAGCUUUUACUUUCUGUCAGAAAAGGAAGCGAGGAUUGCGUCGCAGAGAAUUCAGAAUGAUCGCGCUGAUCUGGUGCUGGAGCCGUUCUCGUGGGUCACAUUAUUUGCCAGUUUCAAGGAUCUCAAGAUCUAUGGUUUUGCUUGCAUGUUCUUUCUUCUCAACUUGGUAUCGACUUCAUUGUCGUAUUUCCUUCCGAUUAUUCUGGAAUCGGGGAUGGGAUUCAACUCCAACCAAUCGAUUCUACUCUCAACUCCUCCUUACUAUUAUGCCGUGAUCCCAGUGCUUCUCACAUCUCUAGCGGGAGAUUAUUAUCGCAAGCGUGGACCAUUCAUCGUUUUCAAUGCGCUCUGCUUGAUAGCUGGGUUUCUGAUGUUUGGACUCCCCCAGUCGAAACAAGUGGCUGUGCGCUAUAUUGGAACAUUUCUAGCCACGGGGGCUUAUGUCUCGAACUGGGCUGCCCUCAAUGCUUUCCAGGCGAACAAUGUUGCCGGUCAGUGGAAGCGCGCGGCUACUUCGGCUGCCGUGACUGCUUUCAAUGGACUGGGUGGAGUGGCAGGUAGCUAUAUUGUGCGUGCACAAGAGGCCCCAAGGUACCAGACAGCAGUGUGGGUAUCUAUUGGAUCCCAUAUCCUUAUGAUUCUACUCGUUGCUGCAUUCGCGGUCUAUUUCCAUGCCAUGAAUCGGCAACAAGCUCGAGGACUAAAAGUAAUUGAGGGUGUGCCUGGCUUUAGAUAUACUUACUAG
This is a messenger RNA of Penicillium odoratum, 1518 nucleotides long. Its product is annotated as putative MFS transporter. Gene Ontology annotation, cellular component: membrane. Bases 1 to 1518 code for a protein of 505 amino acids. Lineage: Eukaryota; Fungi; Ascomycota; Eurotiomycetes; Eurotiales; Aspergillaceae. Gene Ontology annotation, molecular function: transmembrane transporter activity. The transcript has 4 exons. The record is from RefSeq and is a predicted model, not a curated record. Gene Ontology annotation, biological process: transmembrane transport.